Messenger RNA from Ictalurus punctatus (channel catfish), 2977 nucleotides. It is a transcript of the gene yaf2, whose product is annotated as YY1 associated factor 2. The transcript is spliced from 4 exons. The record is from RefSeq and is a predicted model, not a curated record. Bases 105 to 665 code for a protein of 186 amino acids. Gene Ontology annotation, cellular component: nucleus. Gene Ontology annotation, molecular function: transcription coregulator activity; DNA binding. Gene Ontology annotation, biological process: positive regulation of DNA-templated transcription. NCBI's taxonomy places the organism in Eukaryota, Metazoa, Chordata, Actinopteri, Siluriformes, Ictaluridae.
CCGACUUCCGCCUGGAGUUUUCGCGACAGCUGGAGAGCGGUUGUGCCGCGGGAGUAUCAGGGUCGGAUUUCUGUACACUUUAAUUAUUGCUACAUCCUUUUAAAAUGGGCGAUAAGAAGAGUCCGACCAGGCCAAAGAGGCACUGCAAGCCGCCGUCAGACGAAGGCUGCUGGGACUGUAGCGUCUGCACUUUCAGGAACACCGCCGAGGCGUUCAAGUGCAUGAUGUGCGACGUUAGGAAGGGCACAUCCACACGGAAACCUCGUGCCGUUUCACAGCUUGUGGCUCAGCAAGUACCUCCGCAGUUUGCUUCACCCACACAACCGAAAAAAGAGAAGAAGGAAAAGACAGAGAAGGACAAAAACGACAGGGAGCCAGCAAUGAAAAAGAACAGCCACAAAAAGAUGAGGCCAAGGUUAAAAAAUGUUGACCGAAGCAGUGCACAGCACUUGGAAGUCACAGUGGGAGACCUGACAGUCAUCAUCACAGACUUUAAGGAGAAAGCAAAGCCCUUAUCCUCCUCCACAAGCUCAUCCUCCUCCACAGCCACGUCAGCAGACCUGCGUAGCCAAAGUGGAUCCAGCUCGGAUAACACUGAGAGAGCAGUCUCCAGGUCGUCAUCUCCUCGGGGUGAAGGCUCAUCAGUCAACGGAGAAGCACACUAGCCUCUGAUAAGCCCAUUGUUUUACUGAAGGUCAAAGAUUUUCCCGCACAUAUCCCCACUCCUUUUUUGACUGGAUUGGAUGGGGCUUGGAGCACCCCCACCCCCCCCCUCCCCACAAACAGUCACUGCACUAAGAUCAUUGGAAGGUCUCGAUUGAGUAGCAAGAAGUUAUAAUACUGCCCAUGUAAAGCAUCCAUCAGUGUGAUUUAGGAAUAUAUUGUUUUUAGCGACUGUUUGUUCUUAUUAACAGCUCGUCCUUUCUAAACUCAUGGAACAACUUGCUGGCUCAAAGACAGUUACCAAUGUGUGUUCUGGAAGAAGAGAACGUACCAAGUGGUACUUUCCAAGUUCUAUCUCACCUGACUGCUAUUUUAAAAAAAAAAAAAAAAAGAAAGAAACUUGAUGAGAUGGAGGGUCAGUGGUCUUAGAUCCAGGAAAACACAAACAUGGGGACUGAGUUUGAGAUCCACAAAUAGAGUAUAUGGGCAUAAUAUUGUGAUGUUCAAAAUUGUUGGUAUUGUUCAUUCUUUAAUGAGGAAUAUUUUGGUAUGAGUAUUUGGUAAGUUUACAGUACAUAAAUGUGAAGAGAUUUAAGUAGGGAUGCAUCAACACUGAUGCUGGUAUUGUGGAACGAUUCGAUACCAUGCUCAUUUACUCAGACGCCAUUAAAAAAUGCUCCAAUAUCAGCAUUCAGUACUAUGUGAUACUAUAUGAUGGAAGCCUAGAGUACCUUGCCAUGCUAAUGAACAGACAAUACGAAAAGAAUGUUAUCUGGACUUAUUUCAUGAUUGAUGCUCAACACAAAUGGUGGUGGUGUGCAAAAAUAUCAAACCAGCAUCUUCCUUCAGUAACCUGAUAAAACGUUGCGUCGUUUAAGCAGGGUGCAAGCGUACCCGACUUUUGUGCACAGAGCAGUAUCAGCAAGUGUGAUCAUUAAUAAUAACUACAAGGAACAAUGGAUUACACGCACACAAAGAUACUCGCACGCCUGGAGCAGUGACGCGAGCAUGCAGAGGAACUGAUACACAUGAGAGCACUUCAGUUCUGCGAGCACUGAGACAUGAACACUUUCUUUCCCCUCGCUCGACGGGUUUUACACUUUGCUCGCGAGUCAAGGCACAACUCAGGGCAACGUGCCUUUAUUUUUAAUGCUCACUCUGGCUGAUACCAGUCUGCGUGCUCAGGUUGGGGCCCCCUCUAUACUUAAGAUACUUAAACAUAAAACUCGGCACAAUAAGUUAAUUUCCGGCAGCAACUAAUAUGAACAGAACUAACAAUCCGUGAUGUCUCUGAUUGAUUAAUACCAAGUAGGUUACUCAUUUUGAUUUUGAUAUCGGUAUCACCACGGGUACCAAAAAUACGUAUAUUAUCCGGGGGAGGAAAAAAAUAAAUGGUAUUGAUGCAUCCCUAGUUUUAAAAUAAUGGCCUGUGGUUAGAAAUGAUUGAACACAGUACCUGGAGUUGUUUCCAUGUUUUGAGAAAGUUCUUCGCUAGUUACUUUAUCGGAUAUUACAGUCAGAGUUUUUGUUUAUAUAUAUAUAUAUAUAUAUAUAUAUAUAUAUAUAUAUAUAUAUAUAUAUAUAUAUAUAUAUAUAUAUAUAUAUAUAUAUAGUGUUAUACCGCUUCUCACUUUACUACACUGCACAUGUGUGGUCUGUGUUCAGUCAUAUAAAAGGUCCUAAUAUAAACCGAGAACUCCUACACAGGGGUUACUGUUGUUGAUCAGCUUGUAAACCUUAAAGCAGUAAGGGGUUUUCCACGAUUGUGUUCUGUGUGUCAGUCAUCAGCAUGUGUCUUUUUAAACUACAGUUAUAAAUAGAUCUAUAAACCAGGUGUGCAUCCUAGCAUUCAUGCUGGAUGUAAUGAAUGGUGCUGCAAAGGGUUGGAGUGUCCCUUUUGUUUUUAUAUUCACUGCACUGUGUCGUCGUCCCGCCCCCCCGGUCAUUUUAAUCAUGUUCCCCCAAAACUCACACUUUUGCAAUAUGAACUUAAAAGCAAUUAUUUUUUUUUAAAAUUUAGAUAAUAAUAUUGUUUAGAGUGGUUGAUAAGAAACUGUAGAUCUAUUUUCCAUGUUUCUUGUGUCUGUAAGGACAGAAGCAGUUUGAAUUUUCAAUUUGAGUGCUUUAGAUUAUUUUUUUUUCCCCCUCAAGAAAAAGCCAUGUUUGUCAUAAAGGAUUAAGUAUAUGAGGAUCCUUUAUACAUUUCGCAUAAAGGAUUUUUAUAAAGAAUCAGGUGAUUAAAUAUUUACUGUGGUUCUUCUCGGUUAAGGUUUAUAAUGCGUUUCCAAAUAAAAAGCAAAAAUAUUCUAAAGUA